AUGGACCCGAUAAUCCAUCCGGUAUUCGAGCCAACAACAUGCUCCUGGCAAUAUGUCGUAGCAUGCCCCAUAACAAGGGCCUGUGUGAUCAUAGAUCCUGUCCUUGACUUCGACCUAGCGCAGUUCAGAGUCACCACCGAAUCCGCCGAAUCCCUUUUGGACAUCGUUACCACGCAGGAAUAUGCCGUUGCAUACCUCCUUGAAACACACAUCCACGCGGACCACCUAUCAGCGGCAUACUAUAUACAGUCUACACUUUGGGCAAGAGGCCAACCACACGCACCGAUUUGCGCUGGCGAGAACGUGACCAUCGUGCAGAAGAUGUUCGCUCACAAAUACAACAUUCCCAAGGAAGAGUUGGAAAACUCCUUCGAUCAUCUUUUCCACCCGGAUGAGACGUUUCGUGUUGGUGAGUUAACCGGUGUCGCGAUGUAUCUACCAGGCCACACGGCAGAUCACGGAGGAUACAAAAUUGGACCGAAUGUGGGAGAUGCGAGGACUUUAUGGAAGUCUUCGCAGGGAUUAUUGAAUCUCCCGCCUGAGACGCGGCUGUAUGUUGGGCACGAUUACCCUCCUUCCAAUGAAGCGACAGGAAGAAAUCCUCUAUCAUUCGUUACUGUUCAAGAGCAGAAGGAAACUAAUAAACAUUUGAAGAAUGGAUCUAAGGAAGAGGAUUUUGUUGAAUGGAGACAUCAGAGAGAUCAUGUCAUUAGCGAACCUCAAAUGAUGCACCAGGCAAUUCAGGUGAACGUUCGAGGUGGGAAAAUGCCAGGCAGAUCCCAUGAGGGGAAGGCUAUUUUACAGUAUCUCGUCACUGUCCCCGCGAAUUUAUUGACGGGAUCGACUCGGAAGUGA
Messenger RNA from Penicillium malachiteum, 855 nucleotides. RefSeq lists its product as uncharacterized. The transcript is spliced from 2 exons. The coding region runs from base 1 to 855 and encodes 284 amino acids. Gene Ontology annotation, molecular function: sulfur dioxygenase activity. Gene Ontology annotation, biological process: hydrogen sulfide metabolic process; glutathione metabolic process. Lineage: Eukaryota; Fungi; Ascomycota; Eurotiomycetes; Eurotiales; Aspergillaceae. The record is from RefSeq and is a predicted model, not a curated record.